CACACCUGGCCUGGCCCAUGGCUUCCAUGCUUGGAUUCUGAAGGCUCGCCUACAGGUUAGCACAGCGACUUCCCCUGAGAGCCCAGAAGAAUGGCAGAUGGUUCCAGUGACAAGCCAGGUACCAAGGGUGCCAGAUGCCAGAAGCCUGGCCAUGAAGCCCUCCAUCCUCACAAUGAGUGGUGACAUGGGGCUGUCACUACCCACUCAACAGUUGAGGAAACCGAGGCCAGGGAGAGGAAUGAUUGCCUGAGGUCACAGAGCGGCAGGGCAGAGCCAGGACUGGAACCAUAGUUCUGGCUCCCUGCCACCAGGAGCUCUGAUACUGGGCCAAGAGCAAACCUGGGAGAGGGACCUGAGCAAUCAUUCUCAUUCAUCAUGGCAGUGCUCACUCUGCUGAGCCCUCCCUGGAGUGUUUAUAGAUAAUGAACUACUUAGAGCAGGAGGUGGGAGUGGGGGAGGGGAGGAAUGCUGGCGGCCUGGAAACCUGAGCCAGGCACAGGCCUGCCAGAGCAAGGCCCUGUCUGCAAGACAGCGCCCCCACAAGAAGCCAGGUGGCCAGGAGCACUUGAAGGUUGGGGAGCCAUAGCCAACCCACUCGGAGAGCUCCGGGGUGGACGCUGUGUGCAGCAUGCCAGACAGUGGGGCCAGGAGGAGCUCUGCCAUGGCAUCGGGCCCUGGUGGGCUUCAGAGCCUCAGCCGGAACUUGGAUGAUGGCGGGACUCUUGGAAAGACCUGGACGUGGUUCUUCUGUGAUGUUGCCCCAGCCUCCGUGGGGAAAGCACCUGCUGUUUCCAAACUGCGGUGCCUCUCGCCCACGCCUCCCCAUGCUCCCCAGCAUCAGAGCAUCUUUCGGCUUCUGCAGGCCAGCAGGGCGGCUUGAGGCGGGCCUGGCACAGAAGCACCAGCAAUCGGGGAAGGAGAGGGCAGCGCCAUCCCGCUGUGGAGGCCUGGCCCAGUCUCGUGUUUCUGGUGCACUUGACCAUUUCUAAAGCUUUUGCUGGAAAGAAUGGUUGGAGGCAGGGCGAGCCCAGGCUCUGUGGUCCCCUUCCUGUCAGGAAGACACUUCUGGGGCAGAGUGAUGGCUGGCGGCUGGGCCACAGGUGGGGAGCCAGCCCUGGUAGUGCUGAAGGGCCCUGACCCAGGGGCAUGCUUGUCCCAUGGAACCCGUCACAUGGCCUGGCUGGGGGCGGCAAGGUCCGUUGUGGCAGCCUUUUCACUUGUGCCUGGGAGGAGCAGUGUGGGAGGGACUUGGGGCAGGCUCCGAGCAAAGCUGCGUGUUCACACCCACAACGGGGGCCCAGGGAGAGUAACAGCCACUCUUGGGGUUGUCUGGGCAGUGACUCAGGAGAAGGUGGGAAGCCAUGCCGAGCUGGCGAAUGGCCCCUCCUGAGGAUGACGGGGAGAUGACUGAUGACAGCGGACAGUGCUGACCCCUGGCCUGUGUCCUCACUCCUGUCUGACCAAAUGUGAGCCCGCCUCCUCCAUCCUGAGCUCUGUGACUCCUCUCACCACUGUCUGCGAGGUCGAUGCAUGUCCUCCUCCCUCCUUCAUGUAUUAGUGCAUCCUCACAACCGACACACGCACCCAGCCCAUUAACGACCCGGCAUGGGCUCUUGUGUAGACUUGCAUCCUUGUGGGGACUUUGGUGGUGAAGAAUGAAAGCGUAUGCCUGGUGCAGAGGGAGCUGGAGGAAUCACAUCUGGAAACUCACCCUGCGUCUGGGGCAGGGGAGGUCUGGCUUUACAGGGCCACUGGGGCUGAUAAGGGAGAAAUGGAGGUGCAGCGCGUGCAGGGUCCUCCACGGGCUGGAGUUUCCUUGGAGGGGACAGUUGUCACUCCCUGUGGUGGGCCUGGUGAAAGGCUGGCAGGGAGGAAGCCCACCUGGGCCACACAGACCGGUCCUGGCUGGUGGAGCCUCAGCCCUGUAGGCAGCUGUGCUUCCUCAUUGACUCCUCAGUGCAGCUGGACUCACACAGCAGAUGCACCCACCUUUAUGAGAAUCCCUGUCUACGCCAGCAGAUGGUUGCCAUGGAGAUGUCCUUGGGACAGGGUAGAGGGCAUAGAGAGGGAGGGGAGCAUCCCCUCAGAGACCUGUGCUUGCCUGCAGAAACUACUGUCCGUCCGGCUGGCGGGUGACAGCCGGGAAGUCUUGCGACAUGGAUGGGGGAAGGGCUCCCCAGGGUCAGCGCCACUACCCGGCCCCCGGAGCCUCUCCCCCAGCGCAUCUCCGAGCUUGAGUCACCAGCCCCUGGGCCUCACGGCCCUGCAUCUCAGCCACAGACUUGGAGACUCCCUGAUGUCCACGGCAGAGCUGGCUGGGGACGAUGGAGUGAAGAAGCCAGGCUUUGGCUCUGGGGGAGGCCUGGUGAGGAGUCUGGGUAUGUGGGGGUGCAGGGGCAAUGGCCUCCCCAGGCUCCAGCAAGGAUGCAGGCAGACAGGCCCUGGGCACCUUCAGGACUCACUCUCCCUGACGCCUGGUGGCCUGGGUUGGAGUCGCAGUACUGCUGCAUGAUCUUGGACAGGUUGCUUAACCUGCCUCACCCAUUUCCUCCCUGCAGAGCAGGGAGGAAAGCACCCACCAUCGGGGGUGCUUGGGCCUCGAGUGAUCAUGUGGGUCCACCACGCCUGGGCCAGUGUCUGCAGAGCCCUGCAGGGGAGCAGUGGGCACUGUUGACCUGGCCUUGGUCAGGGGCUGAGGAUUUAGCAAGCUCUGACCACAGGUCCUGCCCCCAGAGUGGACGGGGCUCCUGUGGACAGGAGCAGCCCCAGGGGCCCCAGGGUAGAAGGGCUGGGGACACCAUGCAGGGAGGUGGGAGACAGGAGAGGCUGGGAGGCUGCAGGAGCUGUGCCAUGGGAGCUGCUGCCUGUGUUGGGUCUGGCAGCCCAGGGGGUCCUGAGGGUUCUUCUGCCCUAGAGCAGCCCUGGCCUGGGGGCGGGGCAUGGAAGCUGAGGGGCUGGAGCUGCUUCAGCCCCAUAUUCUUGCCCCCACCUCCGAGUCUCCAUCCUGUGGCUCAGCAGCUGCUGCUGAGCCUGUGCUGGGGGCGGCCUCAGUUGGGGGUGCUGAGGGCCCUCUCCCCUCUAAGAGGUUCAGCCACACAGAGCACCGUCCUGUGCACCUGCUGCUUCCUGGGAUGCCGGCACCGCGGGUCUCUCCACUGAGGCAAAGCGCUGGGGACAGCAGGGAGCCCCACGGGUCUGCUCUCCAAGGACCCUCCAGAGGUCCUCCUCUGUCGCUGUCCACUACCCUCCCCGGGGCGCACUCAGAGGUCGACGUGGAGGUGGAACCCGGCUGGACCCUGAGAGGCAGGGGCACCUGGGCCUUCCCUCCCCAGGCAGGCGGCAGGGCCUGGGCUGUCACUGGAUGCUCCGGGUGGGCCAGCGGGGAGGUGGCCGACCAUCGGGCAGCGGAUCUUUCACACCAUCUCUCUGGACCUGCAAACAUUCUCGAUAACGCCAG
This is a messenger RNA of Heterocephalus glaber (naked mole-rat), 3457 nucleotides long. The record is from RefSeq and is a predicted model, not a curated record. Lineage: Eukaryota; Metazoa; Chordata; Mammalia; Rodentia; Bathyergidae.